AUGCCGCAGGACGUCCGCCCGGCACCGAAUCGCAUGAACCUUGCGGUUAUGAAGCAGAAGCGAAAAGGUGCUCACCAGGGAUACCAACUGCUGAAGAAGAAAAGCGAUGCGCUGACGGCCAGAUUCCGAGGCAUGCUCAAGCAGAUCGUCCAGCUGAAGCAAGCAGUCGGCGCCGACAUGAGCACCGCGGCGUUCUCGCUCGCGAAGGCCACCUGGGCUGCUGGAGACUUCAAGUCGCAGCUUCUCGAGCGCGUGCGGCGACCCGCGACUUUCCUCAACGUCGCCGCGGACAACGUGGCUGGCGUCACGCUCCCCAUCUUUCACAUCGCCACAGAUCCCUCCGUCGACAUCCUGAAGAACGUCGGCGUCGCCUCAGGAGGGCAAGUCAUCAUGGCCGCUCGGGAGCAGUUCCUCAGGGUGUUCAGCGAGCUCGUCAAGCUUGCGUCACUUCAGACUGCGUUCUUCACGCUUGACGAGGAGAUCAAGAUGACGAACCGCCGUGUCAACGCGCUGAACAACGUCGUUCUCCCGCGUAUUGACGGCGGGAUCAACUAUAUCAUGAGGGAGCUGGACGAGAUGGAGCGCGAAGAAUUCUUCAGGCUCAAGAAAAUCCAGGAGAAGAAACGGAAAAGAAAGGAAGAGGACGACAAGCUCCUCAACCAGGGCGCUUCUGGAGGGGCUCCGAACGGCAGCUCGCCAGAGUCGCUUUUGAACGAGGAGGAUGACGAUUUGCUUUUCUAG
Molecule: messenger RNA, 741 nt
Organism: Besnoitia besnoiti
Lineage: Eukaryota; Apicomplexa; Conoidasida; Eucoccidiorida; Sarcocystidae
Product: V-type ATPase, D subunit protein
Exons: 8
Coding region: 1-741 (246 amino acids)
Cellular component (GO): proton-transporting V-type ATPase complex; vacuolar membrane
Molecular function (GO): proton-transporting ATPase activity, rotational mechanism
Source: RefSeq, a predicted model, not a curated record